CGAUAAUUUACAAGGUAUGAAUGAUGUCUUAGCGAAUCUCUUUACCAUGAUGUCUCAAUACGCCACAAAUAUUCAAGAAAUGAAAAUUCAAUCUUACACAACUGGAUUGCCAGCGAAAGUUCAUGCCAGCCUUUACAGAUUAAUUGAAUCACAGAGAACACUUCAGUCAUUUAUGUCAAAUUAUUUCUGGAAUGCUUCAAGUCCUUCGCUUUUUACCGCUUUGUUAAAUCAGUCACAUUCAUUAACUCGGUUUCGUCUCUGGGGUUUAACACAUUUCGAUGAUUCUUUAAUACUCGGAUUAUUAGAAUGGAAUGCCUUGGAAGUAUUGGAAUUAAUGGGAUGUCCAGAUUAUCCUGUGUCUGCAAAUUUUACAAAAGGCCAACUAAGAAUUAGGAAUCUCUAUAUCGGCAACGGCUACUGUUCAUAUCCUUUUAUAACAACAAAUUUAAUCAAGAUGAUAAAUUUGAAUCUUCAAAAAUUAGUGGUAGAAGGUGCAACUCCGGAAAUUAUAGAUGCGGUCACAAUAAAUUGUCCACAACUUACACAUUUAUCGCUCUGUGCUUAUCAAGAUAUAUUUGAAUCUCUUCCGAGAUUACUUUCAGCACUUUCUUUGCUAGAAACACUGAUUUUAGGAAAUCAAGAACAAUUUAUAUUUACAGAUGAUACUAUAUUACAAUUUUCACAAUCAAUUCCACCUUCACUAUGCGCAUUAUUUCUAAACUUUAAUAUUUCAUCACAAUCAUUGAGAGUACUUUUAACAGAAUAUAAUAAGUAUUUAAAAGAGUUGAAACUAUAUUUGGCUCAUUCAAAUAGUUAUACGGAUCCUGUUAGUCUAGAUGUUUUGAGAAACGCAAAUAAGUAUUUUACUAUUGUUAAACAAGACACUACUAGAAAUUCUUAUAAUCUUUGGUGA
Racocetra fulgida is the source of this 913-nucleotide messenger RNA. The record is from the annotation of a GenBank genome assembly. Lineage: Eukaryota; Fungi; Glomeromycota; Glomeromycetes; Diversisporales; Gigasporaceae.